GAGAGAGAGAGAGAGAGAGAGAGAGAGAGAGAGAGAGAGAGAGAGAGAGAGAGAGAGAGAGAGAGAGAGCUGUUGUGUCUGUGGAACGCACUGCGUGAGGCACCGUGUUCGGUUGAUAGGGGGCCAAGCUAGUGGGCUAAUCGGGGAAAACAUAAUCACCACCUCUCCUAGCGGCUUUAAUAAUAUCGUAUUUCCAUAUAAAGAUUAUGCGAAAGCCGCCGAGCCUGCUCGAGCUGCCUUGGUUCCUACUUCGCUAUGUCGGCACCAGAGCUUGCUAGCUAGCGGUCUAUUUACACUACAGAUGCUAUUCCAGCAGCGGAGAAGGGGGCAUGAAUAAGCAAGAGGGAGGAUGGGUUCUCGUUUUCCUGACGGCUAGCUAGCCUUAGAGCUUCGCUGAAAACAAGGACAUACUGAAGGCACAGCAUUAUUCGAUUAUUUUGUACCCCUGUCUGACGGAGUUUUGUUCGUGAAAUGGUUUAAAGUACUUCUUCAAAUGGGGGUUCGGCCGUCAAGCACCCUCUGUGGGUUGUUGUUCGGCACACGGAGUUGGAAUGUGGGAAAUAGCUAGCUAGGUGGCUAGCUAUCCGGCUAGUCUCAAUAACCAAAUGCUGCUGCUACCGUGCAGAUCCGAGCGAGAACACCAGCGACUGGAGACUUGGGCCCUGACGUUGCGCCAGCUCCUUUUGCUUUAUCGGAGGAAGAUUCGGGUCGAAAAGAUGGUCGUUUGAGAUGUGAUUUUUUUUCCUGUUGCUGCCAUGUCCAAAUGAAUAAUGACAGGCUGAACCUCCAAACCAGUUGAAUCUCUUUUGAAGGGGGUGAGGUGGACUGAUAACUAUCUAACGGAAACAUAUAUCUAAAAACUGUAUCUCUGAGGUUUACACUCCUUGGUCUUACCUGGAACUCUAAGCCACGUCUUUCAUAUCUGCUAAUUUAAAGUACACAGACUUGAGCUGCAAAUAUGGAUAAAUUAACAAUUAUAUCAGGAUGUCUGUUUCUGGCAGCGGAUAUCUUUGCAAUCGCAAGCAUUGCAAACCCCGACUGGAUCAACACAGGCGAAUCUGCAGGUGCCCUGACGGUAGGCCUGGUGCGGCAGUGCCAGACCAUCCACGGUCGGGACCGCACCUGUAUCCCCCCGCGGCUUCCCCCCGAGUGGGUCACCACGCUCUUCUUCAUCAUCCUGGGUAUCAUCUCCCUCACGGUGACCUGUGGCCUGCUGGUGGCAUCCCACUGGCGCCGCGAGGCCACCAAAUACGCCCGCUGGAUUGCCUUCACCGGGAUGAUCCUGUUCUGUAUGGCGGCGCUCAUCUUCCCCAUCGGCUUCUACAUCAACGAGGUGGGUGGUCAGCCAUACAAGCUGCCCAACAACACGGUGGUGGGCUCCUCCUACGUCCUCUUUGUCCUGUCCAUCUUCUUCACCAUAGUGGGACUGCUGUUCGCAGGCAAGGUGUGCCUGCCCGGCUGACUGCGGCUACCACUCUGCCACCUGGACUUUAAGCUGGGGCCGAGGAAAAACAUACAAAGGAGAUCAAUAAAAUGGAGGAAAUGAAAAAUGGACGACUAAAAAGAAAAACACUGGCCAGGAAGCAGGGAUGGGAUGUCUCUGACGGACGGUGUGACGAUAUGCAGCUGGGACGGUUAACGCGGAAUAACAAACUAACUGAGAUGAAUAGACAUGGACGAAUAUGGACGCUGUCGAACUGACUCAGGCUUUUUUUUCCCUCUCUGCCUUUGCUUAUUUAAAACAUGUUAUUUUUACAUUGUUGUUGUUGCACUUUGGAGAGCGAUGUGGGAGACACACGUCCACACCAUGGGGGGGUGAAGAGGAGUGGGGGGGGGGUUGGAACAACCGCCUUCCUUUCCCCAAACCCCCUGCCGUUGCCACGGCAACAGUAACUAUGACGUCACACCUUUCGGAGGAUCUCCACUUCACCCUUCCUGCCCAGCGAGAAAACAAACCGUUGUCAUCUCAACUGUUCCUGUUGCUAUUUUUGGCUUCUUACACUAUUUCAGUUGUUUUAGUAAGUCGCUCUGGAUAAGAGCGUCUGCUAAAUGACUUAAAUGUAAUGUCAUGUUUUAGUUUCUUCCAUUUAGUGUUUUUUGGGGUUGUUGCUUUCUCCUCUCCCCCUUUUUCACUGAGGUGAAGUUUGGGCCAACGAACCUCUGGAGGAGCUGUAAAGGUAUAUUAAGAGGCUUCUGGUGGGGUCAUUGUCUCUCUGCCUCCCCAUGUGUGGUCUGGGACAAGAGUCACUUCAGCCAUGGUUAGGCAGUAACUAGG
Oncorhynchus gorbuscha (pink salmon) is the source of this 2275-nucleotide messenger RNA. It is a transcript of the gene mosmoa, whose product is annotated as modulator of smoothened a. The record is from RefSeq and is a predicted model, not a curated record. Gene Ontology annotation, biological process: negative regulation of smoothened signaling pathway. Gene Ontology annotation, cellular component: ciliary membrane; Golgi apparatus. Bases 959 to 1462 code for a protein of 167 amino acids. The transcript has 3 exons. NCBI's taxonomy places the organism in Eukaryota, Metazoa, Chordata, Actinopteri, Salmoniformes, Salmonidae.